This is a messenger RNA of Lepisosteus oculatus (spotted gar), 3298 nucleotides long. NCBI's taxonomy places the organism in Eukaryota, Metazoa, Chordata, Actinopteri, Semionotiformes, Lepisosteidae. The record is from RefSeq and is a predicted model, not a curated record.
GAUGUUGGACUACAGUUAUAGGACCUUGUUCCUUAAAGAUCACAAUAUUGACUCUGCUGGCAGUUGUCUGAUGAGAGAGAAGUCAACUGAUGACACAACAGGCAGUGAUGACUUUUUCACUCUUGGACUCCAGAGUUCCACUACCUGCAAUAGCACUUCUGAAGAGUCUUACAGAAUGGACAUUUAUCAAGAAUCACAUAUUCACCCCCUGGACGUCCACAUGGCUGUGUUCCACUGCUCUGGUGACUUCCUGAGAGCGUUCCUCUUCACCAAGCUCUCCACCUGUCAAUUUGCCUUACCCCUCCUGGUGCCCAGCCCUGAGACUGGCGCACUGGAGUUCCCUCUGUGGGCUCUGAGGCAGGUCAAGAGGUCCUGGUGCAGUAGGGAGCCCUCAGAGAGAGGCAGCUCUGUGAAACACAACUGCAGGGACAUGUUUAACACUCCAGUGCCAACUGUGUCCUUCAUCAGGCUGGGAUCAUCCUCCGUCUCCAAAUCCCAGAUCCUGAACAGCGUCGUCAGCCCCAAGAGACACAGUGUGUUUUUCCACCGGCACUGCAGUGAAAUUUCCUCUCACUGCCUGCUCAUGGACGGGGUGGUGGAGAUCGCCUGGUACUGUCCAGGAGGCAGGAUGGACGACGUGUUCGACAGCUGUGUGGCUUUCCUGAACCUACACGGCGAUGCCAGCAAACACCCAGAGCAGCUGCAAUUUCUCCAGGAGGUCAGCACUGUCAACGUGCUUCUGAUCUCAGAGUCUCCACUGGAGGGAGAGGAGAAGAAGACAGCUGAGGCUCUUGUCAAAUCUCCUGUCCCCCUGAUCUGUCUGUUUGCUGGACAAAGUAAAGUCCCACAAGGAAACAAUCCAACCAAGGUGAGACUGGCAGCCAAGAACAGGGGAGAAGCACUGCUGAAUAAAGAAAUAAUAUCAAACAUCAAACAUUGCGUCUCCACUGUGAACAAGACCUCCAGCCUGCAGACAUACUUACAGGCAGCGAGACAACAGCACUUCAGGGUGGAUGAAGACAGUGCAAUCUGUACAGAAGGGAAGGAAAAGGCCCAGAUGUUGUUGGAACUGUUGAAAGAAGGUGAGUUAUUGAGCCUAAAGAAUCUGUUGCCUCUGCAGGGUGAGCUGUGGCACCAGUGGUGCAUGAAGGACAAAGAACAGUAUCGUCUUAACAGCAAAGUGAAUAAAAGUAUUGAACAGCAGCUAAGCGAGAUUAGAGCUGAGAAAAGAGCCCUCCGUCGUGAACAGCUGAAGAGAGCUUUCCCUCUCAAUAACUUCAUGAGAUCCUUCCUGGAGUGUUUAACUUCUGCAGAUCCACAAGACACCAAGCUGUUUAUGCUGCACUGGCUGGGAAUGUAUCUAGAUGAACUGACUGCAGACACGCUGAGUGAACUUCAGGAGAAAUACCACUCCACGUGGACAACACUGAGACUGAAAGACAAGAGUAAGGACAAGGAGCAAGAAAUGAAACUACAGAAGGAUCUGAACAUAAUAUCUGAACAGAUUAGUGCUGCUGCUCUCGGACUUCAACACCUCAUGAGAGAAACUGCUCAGCUGUAUGAGACUUUUCAAUCAGAAGGAGAUGGUCUAGAAGAGUACAGACAGUUUGUCAGAGUCCUUCCUGCUGUUGGAGCGGAUAUGCUGAUGUCAGGACAUCCCCUGGAGCUGAUGGACGGAGAUACUGCCCAUGUGCCUCUGGUGUGGAUUGAUGCCGUUCUGGACAAACUCACUGAGAGACUUGGAGACAGAAAGGUGUUUGUCCUCUCUGUCCUUGGAGUCCAGAGCUCAGGAAAGUCCACUCUGCUGAACACAAUGUUCGGGCUGCAGUUCACAGUGAGCGCAGGCAGGUGCACCAGGGGAGCGUUCAUGCAGUUAGUGCGAGUGAGUAAAGAUGUCAGAGCUCAGCUGCAGUAUGACUUUGUCCUGGUGGUGGACACAGAGGGGCUUCGGUCACCAGAGCUCAGUAAUAAAGCCUCACUGAGUCACGACAAUGAAUUAGCAACUUUUAUCAUCGGGAUUGGUGACAUGACUGUGAUCAACAUCAUGGGAGAGAAUCCCUCUGAAAUGCAGGACAUUCUCCAGAUCUGUGUCCAGGCGUUCCUGAGAAUGAAGUCUGUUCAGAUCAAACCGAGCUGUAUUUUUGUGCAUCAGAAUGUUGCAGAAGCUUCAGCAAACAACAAGAAUAUGGAGGGAAGGAUUAAACUCCAGGAGAAACUGGAUGAAAUGUCCCGCAUUGCUGCCAAAGAGGAAGGCUGUGAAGUUACCGGCUUCAGUGACAUUAUCCAGUUUGAUGUGGACUCACAGGUUUUCUACUUCAAAAACCUUCUGGAAGGAGACCCUCCGAUGGCUCCUCCCAACCCCUCCUAUAGCCAGAACGUCCAGGAGCUGAAGAUGAAGCUCCUCAGUGUCGCUCAGUGGCAGCCGGGAGUGAAGUUUCCCUCACUGUCCGAGUUGAAAUUACGGAUCAAAGAUCUCUGGAAUGCCCUGCUGGCGGAGAACUUUGUCUUCAGCUUCAGAAACACCCUGGAAAUGUUGGUUUACAGUAAACUGGAGGACAAGUACGGAGAGUGGUCAUGGAAGAUUAGAAAACAAGCCCUGGAGGUACAAAACAGACUGAGCAACCAAAUUAUCAAUAAUAAAGUUCAGGCUGUGACAUCAUCAGAUCUGAUGAAAGAAUUUGAUGAGGUCUACAGCACUCUGACAGCUGAAAUAGAAAAGUAUUUCAAAGAGGAAAAAUACCAGGAGAUCUUGAUUAAGUGGAAGGUGAAUGUUGAUAAAAGGUUUGAGAGCCUGAGGAAUGAGCUCAUUGAAGAAACCAGAAAGCAGAGCAAUGAACUGAUCAAACUGAAGAAAUGCCAAUCAGAGCUGGACAGGAAGAAAUCAGAAUAUGAAGCAGAACUGAUUGAAAUGAGCAAAGACCUGGCGUCCAGACUGAAGAAGAAGAAGCCCAGUGAUAAGAAAGUGAAGGAGCAGUUUGACAGACUCUGGGAGAGCUGGGUGACCAGAGUGUCCUCAGAGCUGGCCCCUGAGGAACAGCUGGACAUCAGAGCCACAGUGCAGAACAUCCUGCUGGAGAAAUUCAAGAACCAGGGAGAUGUCAUCAACAAGAUUGUGAAAAGAGAGAAGAUCUUCCAGUUCAGUAAGAAAAAAUACAUCAAACAAAGCUGGAUAGAAGAUAAUGUGAGGUCUGUCGCUCUGUGCGACAUCGUCCCCCAGUUCCUGCAACAGAGAGGCGCUCUGCAGCCCAGUAAGAGGACCUUCCGCAUCCUAAAAACCUACCCGUUGGAUUCUGAUUGA